UCCAAAUUCACGUGCUAGGUGCCCUGAUCACAGCAUUAGUACAAGCAGAUAGUAGUGGUACGUAAUCUCUGGUUCAUAUCAUAUACUAUGGUCCCCCACGGCCCACCUACUUUGAAUUUUCUGGGUAUCUCCAUGUUUCACUUUCGAGCUAUGCAAUCAUGCUCUCUCCAUCGCCAUAUUUCUUGCAGCCCCUCCCUCUUGAUUGAGGGGACAAUCCCAAUAGUGCUUACAUAUAUAAUUAUAAAAGCGUGUAGACAACUCACUCUACUACAAGGCUGGAGGAAGAGAACCAAUAACCCCUCCAAAAGCAAGACUAUAGUGUUUUGGGUUUUGAUUCCUAAAAGUAGAAGGGGGGUGGGGGGAAAAAUGGGUUUCUGGACACUGCUUCAGGUGGCUUCAAUGCCAGUCAUACAAGUCCUCGUCAUCGGCCUCUUGGGCGCUCUCUUGGCAACCGGCUACUGCAAUGUCCUCCACGCCGAUGCUAGAAACUACUUGAACAAGGUUGUGUUCACGGUCUUCACACCCUCGCUCUUGUUCUCCAUUCUCUCCAAAACCGUCACCCUCGACGACAUCAUCUCAUGGUGGUUUAUGCCAGUCAACAUCGGGCUGACCAUGUUAUUUGGAGGACUUCUGGGUUGGCUGGUGGUCAAAGUGUUGCGGCCCAAGCCGCAUCUUGAAGGCCUUGUCAUUGCUACCUGCGCCACAGGUCCAUGUUUAAUUUCAUCUCAUCUCUGCAGCUUCUCAUCAUGUCCAAUAAUACUAAUAAUAAUCACCUUUUGUCUCUCUCCGAUCAUCUCUCUUUGUUUCUUUUCCUUCAAUGUUCAGGGAACUACGGGAAUCUGCUGCUGAUAGUUCUACCUGCAAUAUGCAAAGAAGACGGCACUCCAUUCGGGGAGGAUCAUGCAACAUGCGGCUCCAUUGGACUCUCAUACGCAUCCUUCUCUGCUGCGUUGGGUAGCAUCUAUGUGUGGACCAUUGCUUACCAGCUCGUCCGCACCUCAGCUAUCAAACUCAAGCAACUUGAUGAGGUGGCUGAUGAAUUAGAGGCCUCCAAAUUACUAAACGACGUCGAUCAAGAUGCUAACCUGCAGGGAUCUCUUCUUCUUGAAGAUGCACGAGUUCCAAAACCUGCUGCAGCUUCUUCUGGGUGGAGCCAAGUCGUGGAGGUGCUACAUCGGAUAUUACACGAGCUCACUGCCCCUCCCACGCUUGCUACAAUAUUUGGGUUCUUGUUUGGAGCUACUGCGUUUUUGAGGAACUUGAUAGUGGGCGAGGGUGCACCCUUGCGUGUCAUCCAAGACUCCAUUGCUUUACUUGGGGAUGGUGCAAUUCCCUCCAUCACCCUCAUAUUGGGAGGCAACCUCACUCAAGGGUUGCGGUCGUCAAAUAUCAAGCCAUGGAUGAUCGUCGGAGUGGUCUGCGUGCGAUACGUAUUCCUGCCGGUGAUCGGAAUAUUCGUGGUGAAGGCAGCUUCCGGCCUGGGGCUGCUCCCUGCCGAUCCUCUGUUCGCCUACGUGCUAAUGCUUCAUUACAGCAUCCCACCGGCCAUGAACAUUGGCACCAUGACACAGCUGUUUGAUGUGGCGCAAGAAGAGUGCUCAGUUAUCUACCUGUGGACAUACUUGUUUGCAGCCGUCGCGCUCACCCUGUGGUCUACAGUCUACCUGUGGAUGUUGUCCUGAUCAAAGUAAGAAAGGGGAUAACGGGCAUUCAAUUGGGCAGCAGUUGUCAUAAUGUAUAUGAUAAGGGAGAGGGAUUAAUCAGAGUGGAAAUGAAAUAAGUUCUUACAGUAAUUGAGGGUAGGUAGGAAUGCAUGGUGUGGCAAGUUUAUAUAAUUUUGUGUGACUGAUGUCACGAUAGUGUGUUUGGAUAGAGUGAUUUAGACUUGAUAUUUGUGAUUUUGAUUUUUAAAUGUGUGUUUGGAUAUUAAUUAUAUUUGGUAAUUGGAGCCAAAUUUAUUGGGUGAUUUCCAAA
Linum tenue is the source of this 1974-nucleotide messenger RNA. Lineage: Eukaryota; Viridiplantae; Streptophyta; Magnoliopsida; Malpighiales; Linaceae. The record is from the annotation of a GenBank genome assembly.